Messenger RNA from Necator americanus (New World hookworm), 1566 nucleotides. RefSeq lists its product as uncharacterized. Bases 1 to 1566 code for a protein of 521 amino acids. The transcript is spliced from 16 exons. The record is from RefSeq and is a predicted model, not a curated record. NCBI's taxonomy places the organism in Eukaryota, Metazoa, Nematoda, Chromadorea, Rhabditida, Ancylostomatidae.
AUGAUCGAAGAAGAUCAGUCUCGAUAUCGUGCUGCUGCCACUCUUAGAAGAAGAUCGCCGGUGUCUAAAAAUCGAAAUGGGCAUCCCGUAUGGUCCAAAGCCCACUACGAUGAAAGCUCGUCGAAUACGCAAAAUGUGAACUACGCAACCGUAAUUUCAUUGAGUGACCACAACAGUAACUCUAAUUCAUUACACUUCCGGCGAACUACGAGAACUACCGAAAAUAUGAUUCCUGUGUCAGCGGAUAGUCUCAAGAGGAACUCAGAGGUGGCGAGAAAAGGCAGUCGGACCCCUAGUGGAGCUCAUUCUCGCAGCGAACAACGACCUCCAUCAUUUUGGCCCUCUACUGCGCUAGCAGAAAGAGCUAUGCACUCAACUGCUCCUAAUGUCAGAGAUUUCUGGGAAGCAAAUAUUGCCCUGGAACAGAAAGAAAAGAGAGAAGCUAUGCGGAACGCUUCCUCGAAGACCUACAGUUUCCCGAGAUGGCGCUCUACCGACGCGCUCUCUGCUUCUCUAGUCGCAUCGAACAGUGUCGAUGUGCCGAAGGAUAGCGUAAUUCCUGAGAAACGGUUGCAAAAAAUGCGAGAAACAGACCGACAAGCUGAAAUACAAAGGGCAAUAAUUCACCAGCGGACUGAAUCACCGCAGCGAAUUCGAAAAGGAAAGAGUCUUGACUCGCUCAACAUCCAAGUCGACUAUCAACCAUGGUACGACCGCAACAAAAUCCGGAAUUCUAUAAGUAGAGAAUCCAUUGCGAAUAUUGCAGAGGCAAGAGAACGAUUUGAACCUCAAAGUACACAUUCAAGAGCCCGUCGAUACUCUGGUCACUCCACGCAAACUGCUGUUUCUGAAUUUUCUUCCGUUAACGGUGGAACUUCUAAUCACGAUCGUCCACUAUACGAGGCACCAUUGAACACUUCCUUCACUGUCGAUAAUGGGUAUCACGCAGAGCACUAUCCUACGAGCGCUACUAGCUCUGCAAAGCACUCGUCAACGAGGCAGGACAGAGGAUUUUCAUUUGAGGAGCAGCUAUUCAUGAUGUAUAUGAAGCAACAUCCGGAAAUUAUUUCAAACCUCGGUCUUAAAUACCCCUCCGCCAUCCAGCGAGCAAUGGAGGAUUUACAAUGGAAGCAUGUAGAACUACGACUCGUCGAUGGUGGCUCACCGGUACUUUCUCAAUCACCACGGCAAGGACGGUUUUUGAAGAAAUCACAAACAGCGUCGUCAAAUCACGUUCGUAAAGUCGACGUACCCGUUAGGGAGCACGAUGAAACGCAACGCUACACUUAUGGAACUGAUCCGGCUGAAAAGAGGAUUGGCUCAAUGAUAAAAUACGAAAUGAUGCAGCUUCGGGAACGUGAAGAUGAGCUACAGAAAUCGAGAAGAGCGUUAGGACUACCUUCACUGGAGGAGACAAUGGAACUUUGGAGGCAGGGUAACUCGGACACGCUAUCGUACCGUUCAACCGCAAGCUAUUCCCGCAUGAACGAAUUGCCAACUGCUCCACUACACAAAAAUCCUCAACUGAGUGAGCUCAGCUCUACGAAUGGAUCUUGGGACUAUUAG